Messenger RNA from Seminavis robusta, 516 nucleotides. Lineage: Eukaryota; Bacillariophyta; Bacillariophyceae; Naviculales; Naviculaceae. The record is from the annotation of a GenBank genome assembly.
AUGACAGUCCCUUCGGGCGGAGCGGCUGGAAAGGAACGCACGGAGCAAGCAGCGGACCAAGCUGGUCUCCAAGAGCCAGAGGAGCGUGAGCUGCCAGCUCUACUAGACCCAUUGGUAAAAGAUGCUCAUCAUCUAGUCCGGAUUCGGCACUUGAGCAAUGCCGCAUUUUGGGAGGAAGCUUUUGCUUAUGCAGACAGGCACAACAUUCCAACUGCCAUGGUGCAGCAAAUCGGAGCAAAGAAGUCCACACCCCUAACAUUUCAGAGCUACAUGCAGCUUCAUGUGGAAACCCAGGAGAUUCCAACAGGGUCCAGAAGGAGGAUCAUGGUGGAAACCAUAGCCAACAUGUUGCAUCAGGGUGACACCAACAGCACCGCCGCGGAGAGAGUCCACCCACCCGCUGAUUUCCAGCAGAGGAACACGAAGUUGCUUGUCGACAGAAUGGAAAAUUGGAGAGCCAGAAUGCAAAGGAACUGGAGACGACCGAGACCAGAUUGCCAACCGAUCCGGAACUGA